Messenger RNA from Magnolia sinica, 3135 nucleotides. RefSeq names its product pentatricopeptide repeat-containing protein At5g13770, chloroplastic. NCBI's taxonomy places the organism in Eukaryota, Viridiplantae, Streptophyta, Magnoliopsida, Magnoliales, Magnoliaceae. The record is from RefSeq and is a predicted model, not a curated record. Gene Ontology annotation, molecular function: protein binding. The transcript has a single exon. The coding region runs from base 866 to 2686 and encodes 606 amino acids.
UUACUAUUAUCUUGAUACAUUUAUGGUGUUGUGGUUUAUCAUGUCUUGGACAUGUGGACGAUGCAGUCGUGGCUUUCAGACUAUCUACGUGACAGAUUCCACGUUGAAUGGUCCGGAUCCUAAAGAUUGCUUUGAUCAAAAGUAACGAGAUCCGUAGAUUUUUCAGCCAUUGAAUGUCCACCUUCAGCUAUAUGAUUGCUUGACCAUUCUGUUAAAAUUUCUUGAUUGGACAGCGGGAGCGAUUUUUGGGCCUUAUGUGAUCCAAGGUGGCCAAAAAAGAACUUGCAAAACGCGGACCACAUGGAGAUGAUGAUGUAAUCCAGGUGGCAUGCAUAUAUGCAAUCUGGAUUCUAGUAGACAGUAGAUUACAUGUGGGUCAGUCCAAACCAUCCUAAUCAGGAACCUAUCCAGAUUAAAUCCGGUUCUGAAAUAACACUGAUCAGAGGACAUAAGCCAUCUGAUUUUGAUCUGGUCCGUUGAAUUCAGUCCGUUCAAUUCUGGUGAUAUUUGUGGCGUGCUCCAUCCCCAGUAUGGCCCACGGUUUGGACAGCGUCGAUCAAUCCACCCAUAUGCCCUAUUGGAUGUGACUAAGCUGCCACAAUCUUAUGAAAUGUGAGUACACGUAGUCAAGAGACCAGGGCAAUUUCGUAAAUUAAAAAAUCCCACGCGGGUUUUCUGGUAAUUUAAUCACGACAAGAUUCCCUCAUUUUCAUCACAAACCCAGAAUCUGCCACUUCCUUCCUAAAUCCGUGCUUCUGCCACGUGUCUCAAUUUUAGUGGUCCAUAUGAUAUUUGGACUCGAAAAUAUCCACUGAGGAUAAGGUAUAUAUGUUCCCACCCACUGAUCAACAUCUCCUUCUCUCCAAUGGCUCUCCUCUCUAACUCCGACUACUGGUCUUCUCUCUCUUCCAACAUUCCUCCUCUCAAAACUCUCUCUAAAACCCUAAUUCCAACCCUAGUUCUCUCAAUCCCCACCUCGAGUCGCCGGUCUCUCCUUGUUGCCUCCUCCGGAUCCCCAUCUCCCCUCCUCGAAGAUGCCUCCAAUGACCUUCAAGUUGCAGAAUUCGACUCGAAAAUUUCGGACCUGCAGCAAUCCCCGCCUCCCGAUUUGGUGGACUUCAACCGGUCCAUUUGUGAUCUAUGUAAAGACCCUCAAUCAGAAGCACUCGCCUUUGAAUUGUAUCAGAAAGCGAAAGAUCAACUGGAUUUUCGUCCCAAUCCAGCGACCUUAAAGCGCUUGAUCAGGUGUUUGCUCAGGUCCAAGCAAUGGAGCUCAAUUUCGGUGCUGUUGGAUGAUUUGAGGGAUUUCCGUGUUUUCCCUGAUCGGCUUACAUGCUCUAGAUUGGUAGGUAGUUGCAUUAGGGCGCAGAAGUUCAAGAUCUCAGAGGCGUUGCUUGAAGUUUUUGAGUCUGAGGCUGAAAUUGCUGUUUCGGCAUUUGACUCAGCGAUGCAGAGCUAUAACAAGCUUCAUAUGUAUCGCAGCACGAUUUCCAUGUAUGAACGGAUGAAAGAUGUUGGGAUUUUGCCAGACUCUAGUUGUUAUUGCCGGAUCAUGGAAGCGUACUGCAAGAUUGGUGACACAGAGAAAGUUCUUGAAUUGUUCUUUGAAUUUGAGCAGCAAAAAUUGAAGGUGACAGCUCACAUCUAUUCAAUCCUGUGCGAUUCAUUAGGAAGAUCCGGAAGAGCUUUCGAAGCAUUGAAAUUCUUCAGAGAAAUGAUGGAAAAAGGGAUUGCCCAUGAUUUCUCGUUUUACUCUUCUCUAAUCUGCUCAUUCGCAAGCAUUAGAGAAGUGAAGCUAGCAGAAGAACUCUUCCAAGAAGCGAGAGAGAACAAAAUGCUGAAAGAUCCGGCUGUCUUCUUGAAACUCAUUUUGAUGUAUGUGGAAGAGGGUUUGAUCGAAAAAACCCUAGAUACUGUUAAACUGAUGCUGGAGACAAAAAUGAAAGUUUCGGACUGCAUUUUCUGCGCAAUCGUGAAUGGGUAUGCCAAAAAAAGAGGAUUCAUGGCAACGGUUAGGGUCUACGAGGAGCUGAUUUCGUUAGGGUGCGAACCGGGCCAGGUCACUUAUGCUUCUGUGAUCAAUGUCUAUUGCAGGUUAGGUCUUUUUUCCAAGGCUGAGAUGGCAUUCCUUGAGAUGGAGAAAAAGGGUUUUGAUAGAUGCGUUGUUGCUUAUUCCAACAUGGUUUACAUGUAUGGGAAGCUUGGGAGAUUAAAGGAUGCCAUGAAACUUGUGGCUAAGAUGAAAGAAAGGGGGUGUGAGCCAAAUGUAUGGGUGUAUAACUCUCUCAUAGACAUGCAUGGGAGGGUCAUGAAUUUGAGGCGGGUGGAGAAGCUUUGGAAAGAGAUGAAACGUCGGAAAGUUGCGCCUGACAAGGUGAGCUACACGAGCAUUAUCAGCGCAUACAGCAAUGCUAAGGAGUUUGAAGAGUGUAUGAAGUUGUACCAGGAGUUUCGGAUGAAUGGGGGGAAGAUUGAUCGGACUAUGGCUGGGAUCAUGGUCGGCGUUUUCUCGAAGAGUAGUAGGUUCGAUGAGCUAGUUAAGCUUCUGCAAGAUUUGAAGUCUGAUGGGAUAGGGCUUGAUGCGAGGCUGUAUCGGUCGGCCAUGAAUGCUCUGAGGGAUGCUGGGAUUCUAGUUCAGGUGAAGUGGUUUGAAGAGAGCUUUGGGUUAGAAAAGAUUAAAGGUUGAUAGGUGGCUUUGAUCGAAAUGCACGGUUUUGAACGGAACUGAUGGAGGAUGGUUGUGAUCGAAAUUGAUGAAGGUUAAACUACAUCAGUUUAAAGACUGUUGUGGGCCACGGUUGAGGGAACAUUCAUGGGUAGCAACAAGCUCAUCCAGUGCCACAAUGGCCAGUUGGGACCCUUUUCUCAUUUUUUGUGGAUAAGCAAUGGUUAAGGAUGCAGAACCAUCGAAGUUAUGAUGCGCGUAAGCGGGCCGCACUUCUGAAUGUUUUCACCACUAUAUUAAUGUGUACAUUGAAAUUCAAGUGAUGAUUAUUAUUUUUUAAUUUUCACGGGUGUUGUCGCAGCUCAUCUUCUUUCCACCUUGUAAUGAUGUCUUGAGUACCUUCUAAUCCCUUUUACAUUCGCAUAUAAAUCUAUGUAAAAAUGGUAUCCUAUCAUCACUGAUUCUUAUAA